AUGGUCAACUUCCGCAACUUGGCAGCCUCACUGGCCGCGGCCUCGGCCAUUGGCUCCGUCGUUGCUCACCCUGGCGAGGUUCACACUCCCGAGGAGGUCAAGCGUGAAAUCGCUGUCCACAAGGCCCAGCAGGUCAAGGCUCGCCGAUCCCUGGCCGAGUGCGCCAACUCUCCUGCCGCCAUUGCUCUCAAGGGGCGUGCCGUUGCCCGCCGUGCUGCCACUGCUCAGAAGCUCCGCGAGCAGCGUGGACUUACCAAGAAGUCUCUCCAGUCCAAGCGUGACCAGACUGCUUUGGAGCAGUGGAGCGCUGUUGACCAUGAUGUUUCCAGCACUGGAUACACUCUGGACACUCCCCUCGCCACCAUCUUUGACUCCAACUCGACCUGCGCUCUGGUCCCCGAGGUCACCAUUGGUCCAUACUUUGUCUCUGGCGAGCUGAUUCGAACCGACAUUACUGACGGCGAGUCUGGUGUUCCUCUGCACCUUGACCUUCAGUUUGUUGACACGUCGAGCUGCACUGCCGUCGAGGAUCUCCUGAUUGACAUUUGGCACUGCAAUGCCACUGGUGUCUACUCUGGUGUCUCUGCUUCGGGACAGGGCGGUCUCGACACGACCACUUUCCGUGGUGUUCAGGCUACCGACACUGACGGUGUUGCCCAAUUCGACACCAUUGUCCCUGGUCACUAUACCGGCCGUGCUGUUCACAUUCACCUUCUGGCCAGCGCCGACGACACUAUCCUCUCCAACGACACUUAUGAGGUCGGCUCUGUCCGCCACAUUGGCCAGCUGUUCUUUGACCAGUCCCUCAUCACCGAGGUCGAGGCCACUUCACCUUACAACACCAACACACAGUCCCUGACGGAGAACACCAGCGAUGGCAUCGCUGCCGAAGAGGCCACCUCCGACUACGACCCCUACGUCGACUACGUCCGCCUCGGCGACUCCAUCGAGGAUGGUCUUUUGGGCUUCAUCACCGUCGGCAUUGAUACCUCUGCCGACUACAUUGACUCGUACACUCCUGCUGCUCACUACGAGGAGGGCGGUGGCGUCGACACUGGAAACAGCGGUGGCGGUGGUGGUGGUGGCGGCGGUCCUCCUUCUCGCAAGUAG
Molecule: messenger RNA, 1110 nt
Organism: Pestalotiopsis fici W106-1
Lineage: Eukaryota; Fungi; Ascomycota; Sordariomycetes; Amphisphaeriales; Sporocadaceae
Exons: 3
Coding region: 1-1110 (369 amino acids)
Molecular function (GO): ferric iron binding; oxidoreductase activity, acting on single donors with incorporation of molecular oxygen, incorporation of two atoms of oxygen
Source: RefSeq, a predicted model, not a curated record